AAGCGUAGAACCCCCUCAGCUUCUAUAUAACUCGGAGAAAAUAUUAUCAUCAGCACAUAGACACAAACUUCUGAAAAUAACCAUGACAGGUCAUGGUUCAUCAUAUUCUGAAUACGAUACAUCACGUUCAGCAAAGCUGUUUGGACGUGGAAGGCCAAUACAUGAAGUUCUCGGAGGAGGAAAAGUCGCAGAUGUGUUGUUAUGGAAGAAUUGGAAAGUAUCAGGUGCACUUUUGAUUGGAAUGACAUUCAUAUGGUUUCUUUUUGAAGUUGUCAAGUACAAUUUCAUUACCCUUCUCUGUCAUAUCUCCAUCACCACAUUGCUCGUUUUCUUCAUAUGGUCCAACAGUGCAGAUCUUUUCAAAUGGAAUCCUCCCAAUAUCCCAGAAAAUAUCUUGCAUGAGUCUGAAAUGAGAGAAAUAGCUUCCACCUUCCACAAAAGAUUCAACCAGUUUUUGUCGAAGUUCCUAGAGAUUGCAUACGGAAGAGAGAUACCACUCUUCCUUUUGGCAAUUGUUUCUCUCUAUGCAUUAUCAGUGGUUGGAAACUAUUUCAGCUUCCUGAAUCUCCUUUAUUUGGGCAUUCUUAGCAUGGAAACACUGCCAUUUCUGUAUGAUCGAUAUGAGGACCAUGUUGAUUAUUUCGUCGGCGAAGUGAUCCAAGACUUGAAGAGGAAGUACAAAACGAUUGAUUCGAAGUUCCUGAACAAAAUUCCAAGAGGGCCCGUGAAAGAAAAGAAAAUCAGAUAAAGAUUGUGACCGCACAAACGAUCAUGUAUAUAAUCACUUAUAUUCUUCUUAUAGGAGUCGCACAUUCUUAAGAAAAAAGAAAUCUAGUCAAAAUAAACAGUCAUGAUCAUAACUUUUGAAAGUUUGUAUCAUGAAAGUGGGGAAAUUCUAUAGUUACUUGUAAAUAAUAAUAUUAUGGUAAAGAUAAAAGAAGUAUAAGGCCUUCAAAUUUAUGUCAGCUCUAGAAAGGACCAACAUGUUCUUCAGUUUUAAUUAAUUAUGAGUUAACUUCUGUGGAUUAUAGGUGUAGGAUGAAGAUGGUUCAAAGGAGGAUAUAUAAGGUGAAAGACUUUUCAUGGAGAGAGGAUCGGAAAAAUAAAAAGAGAACACUGUAGCAAUCUAAAUUGUCUCUGUAUUCAACUGUGAUCAAUACAUAUAAUUGUAGCCUCCUUGGAUUGAAAGUCUAUUGACAUCAA
Molecule: messenger RNA, 1203 nt
Organism: Quercus robur (English oak)
Lineage: Eukaryota; Viridiplantae; Streptophyta; Magnoliopsida; Fagales; Fagaceae
Product: reticulon-like protein B9
Exons: 5
Coding region: 83-748 (221 amino acids)
Source: RefSeq, a predicted model, not a curated record